Fusarium venenatum is the source of this 1654-nucleotide messenger RNA. Lineage: Eukaryota; Fungi; Ascomycota; Sordariomycetes; Hypocreales; Nectriaceae. The record is from RefSeq and is a predicted model, not a curated record.
AAAUCCGACCAACAAGAAAAGUACGUCAAAGCGUAGCCGCCAACAGUGUUUUUAUUUUUAUUACCGUAGGCGCCAUCUUGGGACCAAUUAGGUCUGUUCAAUGGUAUUCCCUGGUACACUUAGCCAGGGCUGUCUCCGCUGCCGGAAGAGGAAAAUCAAGUGCGAUGGGAGACGUCCAGGCUGUGAAAGAUGCGAGCGCUACAGGGCACCUUGUCCGGGCUAUCAUCGCCCAUUAGCCGUUCGACACUAUGGAAAGCCUGGCCAGAGCCUUGAGCGCGACAGCCUUGGUGGCUCAACCACCUCACGUACAGUCGCGAUUGAUGAAUGGUCUAACCGAGAUUAUGAAGUAGGCUCAAGGGCGACAGAGGUGCUUGUUCCUGUCCUUCGCCAACCGCAGCCGUCUCUUGACGACGAGUCCCUGAAUUUCUUCAUACAUGAGUAUUGCGUCUAUCCUGGUCCAGGUGUCUUGCGAGGCCACCUUGAUUUCUUUGAGAGCAUGUACAGGAACUCGGACCGUGCAUCAUGCAUACGCCCAACUACCCUUGCUGUAGCAUACCUAUCACUUUCACGACAUUAUAAAUCUUCAACGCUCUAUUUCACAGCCAAGAAAUAUUACGGAGCUGCUUUGAAGUCAGUCAAUAGAGAACUUUCUAUAUCAAAUAGACAGACUCUAAAGGAGGAGACAUUGACAUCUCUCAUGCUGCUGGGCAUUAUUGAAGUAAGUCACCGUUGUCCACAAUCUACACGUCGCUUACAAUGUCCCGAGGAUCUUGAGUGCCAAGGCCAAGAUAUAAAAACUGUGCAUAUGAAAGGCAUAGCGAUGUUGUUCGAACGUGUCGGGCAGAAAGUGCUAAGCAAUAUUUCAUCGUCGCUAUAUGGUUGGAUCUUUGUGCAUUUGCAAGUCCCAUCGCUUAUGUCUAAGCAAAAGAUGGAAUGCCUCGUUAUUCCCGAAAGUCAGAUGGAUACAUCCAACCCUGUGAUGCGCCUCGCCCUGGUCGUUGCUCACUGUGGCGAUUUUUACAGGGCAGCUAAAAGGAUUAUAACCCCUAAUGAUCCACCAAUAAACCGAGCUGAGCAAUGUGCCAUGCUCGUAAAACUCAUCCAACAAGCCUUGGCAAUAACCCGGCAACUCGCUUCAGCCGAACAGGAGACAAUGCCGCCAAAACUCAACCCGCAAACCAAAAAACGCCCAGUUGCUUCCGAAAGCCAAACUUUUGCUGCCUUCGACUCGCAAUGGACAGCUUGCACUUGGUGCUUCUUUUCGUCAUGCCUAAUCGUCUUCUUCACAAUGGUAUACAAAUGCUCGACUUCAUUGCUGGAACUUAGCCUAUUGGAUAGUUCUGAGAAGCAACUGGGUGAAACUGCGGCUGCUGUUGCUGAUAUGUCUCUCAAGAAGACUACUCACAUAUUCUGCAGCGCGUUGCCCUAUGUUUUCGGCGAAAUCGAUGCAAGGGGACGACCUGUUGCUGUACCUCGACGGCAGAUAGCCGUUAUGUACCAUAUGGUAUGGCCACUAUCGGUUGCUAUUGCAAGCAUACAUAGCACGCCUCAACAGGUGGAAACCUGCCAGAUGAGGCUUCAUAUGAUUCGAGAUCUCUAUGGCUUGAAACUUGCCCGGUAUUCUCCUGGCUUGGCACGAGACUUGAUGUCAUAG